Molecule: messenger RNA, 210 nt
Organism: Rotaria sp. Silwood2
Lineage: Eukaryota; Metazoa; Rotifera; Eurotatoria; Philodinida; Philodinidae
Source: the annotation of a GenBank genome assembly
AUGUUCCGGAUUAAUUUAUUUGAUGGAUAUUAUAUGCCAAAUGUAACUGGAAAUUUAGUAACUUUACUUAUUCCUCGUGCAAUAACUUUUUCUUUCUCAUCAAUAGCUGAUGUAUCUGGUAGCUCUACUGUUAAUUUUGCACCAUGUUCAAUGGAUUUAGAUGAAUCUUCAGAAACUGUAGCACGACCAGUUAUGAUUAUAUCUUGUUGA